Molecule: messenger RNA, 3894 nt
Organism: Mya arenaria
Lineage: Eukaryota; Metazoa; Mollusca; Bivalvia; Myida; Myidae
Exons: 17
Coding region: 346-2655 (769 amino acids)
Biological process (GO): homophilic cell-cell adhesion
Cellular component (GO): plasma membrane
Molecular function (GO): calcium ion binding
Source: RefSeq, a predicted model, not a curated record
CGUAUUACUUUGACAUGUAAAUAUUUGUUUACAACUGACUCCAGAAUGCUGCAAGUCGUGUUCAUAUACCGAAAAGUUAGUUGAACACUCUUAACAAUCCUUUUUUGAUGGACUGUGCAUUUGCAUCAACACGGAACAUUACUUUUUGAAAGACAGGGAAUAAAAUAAAAACAGUGCGAUGUAUCAAUUAUUUUAAAUGUAACCCAAAGUGAUAUAACAGGAAAGAGAUCUAAAAUAGUUGUACAAAAUACCAGAGCAUUAACAAAAAUAACGAAAGGUUUACAUCUUUGCAGUUAACAUCCUACAUUUGACGGAUCGGCGGAGAUUUUACAUCAUUUUCCCAAAAUGAAAAGACUUGGUCGCUGUCACGUACUCAUUGUACUGGUUUUUAUUUUGACUAUCGGGAUAGAUGAGAGCGAGGAAGUCUCUGCCGUUGUCGAAGAUAGGAAUGGAGAUUCUACCACUACCACAACCGUGAAUGUUGACAACCCAACAGACUGUGAUAAGGUCUUCCUUAUUAUUGUGACAGGAUCAGGACCGUUCAAUUAUGUGAUAGCUACUGGCAAUACAGGUGAUGCCUUUACCACUGCCGAAGAUCCGGAUAGCGGUGAUGAGAAACUACAGUGUAACAUGGCAACUAUAAGAACCAAUGCGAUUACGUCGUACAGCUUGUCACUAGCUAUCACUGAUACUGCCGACUCAACGUCAACCACCAAAACUGUUACCGUGACUGUUGCAAACCUCGUUGUUCAAAGUGCAGCAUGUGACCAAGUUCCAAGUGUAACAAAUGGAAGCAUUGUCGGUGGAGAUAUAUCACCCUAUUUUGAGGGUCAGAAUGUGACGUACAAUUGCACAAGCGGGUACACUAUAAUUGGUACUACGACGAUAUCCUGUAAUGGCUCUGGGGCCUGGUCGGAGACACCAUCUUGCCUCAAAGAUUGUGACUCAGUGCCAACAGUACUUAAUGCAGAAAUUGUCGGCGGGAAUCUGUCCUCUUACGUCGAGGGUCAUACCUUGACGUACUCCUGCACUACCGGUUUCACUAUGACGGGAACACCGACGAUAACCUGUAAUGCAACUGGGGCCUGGACGGAGCCUCCAUCUUGUCAAAAAGAUAUAGGUUCAUCUUGCGCCUCUGAUGCUGAAUGUCAGAACACCUUUCACACACCACCCUAUGUCUGUGACAAUACUGUGUGUAAAUUUGGAGUCGGAGGAAGAAAUUGCACAGUAUUGUCAAACUCUUGCUUAACAAAUGGUCGAUGUACGUCGGAUGCUUGUGAGUGUGUUGACGGCUUCGACCCUGUUGACAACAAGUGUUACGAGUUGAUACUGCAAAGCCCAAAUAACGGUAGCAUGAUAGAAAUCUGCGAGACAACGGACAUAAAUAAAGUGAUUGCAAACCUUUCUGCUAGCUUCGCUCCAACAAGUACUGAUUUCGUGUUCAACAUUUCCGACCCGUCGAGCAACUUUGCGAUAGCAGACGACACCAUUAUUGUUGUUUCGGAUUUAGACGUUGAUGUUGAAUCACCCGUAACUUCCUCCGUACUUAUAAUCGAACUUUCGCAUUCAAACAGUUCUCGAACAGUUUCAACAACAAUCACCAUAAAUGUGGAGGAUGAUAAUGAUAAUGCGCCUGAAUUUGGCAGUCCCAGCUACACGUUCAAAAUAAGUAAACAAUCUACAGUCUCAACUAUCGUUGGAAUGAUAGCUGCUACGGACAAAGACAGCACGUCACCAAACAACAUGAUCGCUUACUACACAGUUAUUGGAACCAACAAGUUCGAAAUAACCUCGGACGGGGUGUUGAGUGUUUCAUCUGGUGAAUCGUUAAAUUACACUACGACGCCAUUUUACAGAUUUCUUGUCAUGGCAACUGAUGGCGCGCUGGAAGAUAUGAAACUGUCGACAAAUGUGUCCGUUACUGUAGACAUUAUACCAGAAACAACCACACCACCAAUCGAAACUGAGGCACAAACAUCGACCAGCGAAAAAGAUGCUUAUAUAGGCGGCGGUGUUGGAGGCGCUCUUGUGCUCAUCAUCGUCAUCAUCGUCAUCGUCGUCAUCGUCUGUGUACGGAGAGGGAAGCGAGCUGAUGAUGAAUCCCAGUGCCUGACUGACGUUUCCGGCCGGAAUAAAUCGACUUUACCUUUGGAGGACAUCCAGGCAAAGGAAGGCCAGGAAAACAGCGAUAUUGAUGGCCCAAAGAACCUGAAAGAAAUUCGCCCCAUUGAGAUACACCAGGAUGAGUCCCCAUUAUCUGUAGCGGAAAUUCAGACAACGGAAGGCCAUGAAAGCAGUGAUAAUGAUUGCCCCAAGAACCUGAACGACAUUGGCGACAUUGAGAUACACCAGAAUGAGUCCCCCCUAUAUGUAGCGGAAAUUCAGACAACGGAAGGCCAUGAAAGCAGUGAUAAUGAUGACCCCAAGAACCUGAACGACAUUGGCGCCAUUGAGAUACACAAGAAUGAGUCCCCCCUAUCUGUAGCGGAAGUUCAGGCAACGAAAGGCCAUGAAAGCAGUGAUAAUGAUGACCCCAAGAACCUGAACGAAAUUGGCGCCAUUGAGAAACACCAGAAUGAGUCCCCCCUAUCUGAAGCGGAAAUUCAGGAAAAUGAAAACCAUGGAUACAGUAAUGAAUUAGCAACAAGCAUUUAAACAAGCAUUUCACAUUUCCCAUGGUUUAUAUUCUAUUAAACAUUUCCCAUGUAACAUUUGCUAUUCAACAUUUCACGUGUGUAAUUUUCUUUUGAUUUUUUUCUCACGGUUCAUUUUCUAUUCAACAUUUAAUAUGUUUAAUUUUCUAUUUUACAUUUUCAAUGUGUCAUUUUUCACAUGAACAUGUGCAAGGUUUCAUAUUGUAUGGAGUUAUUAUGUAUUGAAUAUAAUUGAUACACGUUUAACAAUAGUGCAUGCAUAACUUUUUGUAGUAUGCUAUGCAUAUCGCCGACAUAUACUAUCUAUAUAUUAUAGAUCAUUUCAGUAAGAAAUUAUUGCGUUCAUAUCACCGAUUAUGACAUCAAUCACGCAAUUCAUUACUUAUAUUCACACCAAUAGUUUAUUAUUUCUGUUCAAUACUUUCAUUUAAGAAAACCUUACAGCUAUUCUUUCUCACCCAUACUGUAAAUAGAACAACACGACCGUAACCAGAAACAUUUUAUCAAAUAACGUCACAAUAACGCGGGAAAAAAUAAUAAUUUCAAAUCUUUUUUAAACGUAUACUUGAAACGCUUAUGACAACAAAUAAUUAAUUUAUCAUUUAUUAACACUUCACAACAUGUUCAUUUAAGAGUUCGUGAACUGCUGACAUAAUUUAAACAUGAACAAGAUCAGCAAUUUACAUGUAAACUAAUGAGGGAUGAUUCGCGAUCCAAACAUAUCCAAAGAUGUUGCGAUCAUCGAAAAAACAUUCGCAGUUGUCAAAAGGCAGAUUGUUGAGGUGUAAAUAUUCUGAGAAUGAACCUGCAAUUACUGCAUGAUAUAUUGUUAAAACAGUUCAUUUGAGGGACUCCGAUGAUACUUUGAAUUAAUCAAGUUAUACAAACAUAUUUUUAUUUUGUUUUAUUUAAUUUUGAUUGAUUGCUACAUAUACUGUUAGGUUCGGGUAGAACAAGAUUUGUUAAACAUGAAUCUGUAUAAUGUGGGUCAAAAUUGGUGAAUAAUAUUAAUAUAAAUUAUCAGAAUCAUCUUUAUAUAUGUUACCGUAGCGCUACUUGUUGACAUGUUGUGUUUGCGAAACAUGCUUAUUUAAAGCAGCAUACUUUGGGAAUAUUAUGUUAGUCGGUUUAUCCGUGGUGUUGUUUCACUUUGAGUUGCUUGUGGAAGUACCGUAUCGCUCGAGACCAAAUGGAGAGAUUAUAUACCUUUAAACUAUUUCUGAAUAAAAACAGCAAUCUA